Phaedon cochleariae (mustard beetle) is the source of this 5488-nucleotide messenger RNA. The record is from the annotation of a GenBank genome assembly. Lineage: Eukaryota; Metazoa; Arthropoda; Insecta; Coleoptera; Chrysomelidae.
GCAGUUUGUGUUGUGGUGUGCUCUGAAUCAGCUGCGAUCACACAUGUGGGUCGAUCACACGUUACUUAUUUCCAUGAACAAACUCGUUAAGUGUACUUAAACUUGUGAUAUCUACCGUUGACAAUGGAUACAGGGACGAAAGUUACCAAAAAUCGAAAUCCUGCGGAAAAUGCGAAUCCCCUAUCCCUUCUAACCUUUGUAUAUAUGUUCCCAAUAUUUAGAAAGACAUUUAAAGAGUCCUUAACAGAAGAUGAUCUGUUUAGUCCACUCACAGAACACAAAUCUAGCAUCCUAGGCUCUAAAUUAGAAAGAAUAUGGAAAGAAGAAUACCGGAUACACAAGAAAACUGCUCUGCACAGAGCAUUAUUUAGAGUAUUUGGUCUGUGGUAUUCGAUUCUAGGAAUACUGAAACUUGUAGAUGAACUUUUAUUAUUAAUUGGUAUGCCAUUAUGUAUAGGAAAAUUAGUGUCAUUUUUCGAAACCGGCCCAACGUCCACAUCUCAAGACGAAGCCUUCAUCUAUGCUGGCAUCCUAGUAUUAUGUUUGAUAGUCAACACGUUCCUAGCCAACCCAACGUUCAUGGGCCUACAGCACAUCUCCAUGAAGUUGAGAGUCUCCUGCAGUUCGCUAGUGUACAGAAAAGUCCUGAAGUUCAGUAAAACGGCGCUGGGCAACACGACGGUAGGGCAGUUGGUGACCUUGUUAUCCAACGAUGUCUCGAAGUUCGAUCAGAUGUUCGUUUUGGCCCAUUACGCUUGGAUCGGACCCAUCCAGGUGGCCUUGGGAACAUGGCUACUCUAUAGGCAAAUCGGGAUCGGAUCGUUGUUUGGCGUAGGGUUUUUGGUCUCAUUUGUACCAUUACAAAUAUAUCUCGCUAAUAAAACAUCAGUUUUGAGACUACGCACUGCACUAAGGACAGAUGAGAGAGUUCGAUUAAUGAACGAAAUCAUCUCUGGUAUCCAAGUAAUCAAGAUGUAUUGCUGGGAAAAUUCAUUCGCAAAACUGAUAUCAUUUGCUAGAGGGAAAGAGAUGAAAGCAAUCAGAGCACAUUCCUUUCUGACAGGAAUAAUAUAUUCCUUCGAAAUAUUCAUAACUCGAACUUCUAUUUUUAUCAGUAUCUUGGCAUACGUUCUACUAGGAAAUUACAUAACCGCUGACAAAAUUUUCGCAAUAACUGCUAUCUACAAUUGCCUUCGCCCUGUUAUUACAAUUCUGUUCUCGCUGAGUGUAUCAUCUUUAGCUGAAAUUCACGUCACCAUACUACGAAUACAAAAGAUACUAGCAUUUGAGGAGAAAGAAAAAUCAGUUGAUCACUUCGACAAACUGAACGGAAACGACUCGAUACCUCUUAUUAUCAAAAACGGUACGAACAAAGACACAAAAGAAUUGCCCCAACGAAAUCCCAAAGCUAAAAUAUUACUGGAAAAGGUAUCUGCUAAAUGGGUUGAGGACGCAGCAGAAGAUACGCUGAGUAACAUCAGCGUAUGUGUCUCCUCAAACAAGAUAUUAGCUCUCAUUGGGCCUGUAGGUAGUGGUAAAAGCAGUGUGAUCAAUUUACUGCUCAAAGAAUUGCCGGUGAAGUCUGGCAAAAUGGAACUGGUAGGAAGAGUUUCCUACGCAUCUCAGGAGCCUUGGCUUUUUGCCGCUAGCGUAAGACAAAACAUCCUCUUCGGCGCAGAAUAUAAUGAAGAGCUGUAUCAGAAAGUCGUAGACGUGUGUGCUCUCAGAUCAGAUUUCGCCUUAUUCCCCUACGGAGAUAAAACCUUGGUUGGCGAGAAGGGAAAGGCCCUAAGUGGUGGGCAGAAAGCCAGAAUCAACUUGGCUAGGUGCAUAUAUAAAUCAGCCGACAUCUACCUUCUUGACGAUCCACUUUCGGCGGUCGACGCGAACGUUGGUAAACAUUUGUACGAGAGAUGCAUCAAAGACUUUUUAUCGAACAAGAUUUGUGUGUUAGCUACGCAUCAACUGCAAUAUCUCAAAAAUGUAGACAAUAUCAUCAUCAUGAAUGAUGGCGAAAUUGAGAUGGAAGGUACAUACGAAGAUCUGCAGAAGAGUGGACUGGAUUUCGCGAAGAUGAUGGAAGAUUUCCAUAGCGAGGAGGUGGUGGAAAAACAAAAAAAGAAAAUCCAAUCGAGACAGAAUACUGUUGUGGAAGAAUCCGAGAGUGAAGAUGACGAAGAUCAAAUUAUGGAGAAGGAAUUCCAAGGAUCUGGUAGCAUCAAAGCAGAGACUUAUUGGAACUAUUUUAGAGCAGGCGGAGGAAAAGUUUCAAUUACAGUUCUAAUAUUCCUAUUCAUUUUUUGUCAAGUUUUUGCUAAUGGUGGGGAAUAUUAUGUAUCAUAUUGGGUGAAUCAGGAGCAAGAAUUUACAAACAGAAUAACUAAUAAUCAAACAAAUGAGACCUUCGAAAGAAAUACUAUAAUUUAUUACUAUUCGGCUCUAACCAUUGGAACUAUAAUUAUUGGUUUGGUGAAAUCGAUUUAUUUCAUGAUGUUUUUCGCAGUGGCAUCUGGAAAUUUGCACGAUUUUAUAUUCUCACGGAUAAUAAGGGCUACUAUGAGAUUUUAUAAUACGAACCCUUCAGGAAGAAUCCUUAACAGAUUUUCGAAAGACUUAGGAACUAUUGACGAAUAUAUUCCAUCUAUUAUAAUAGAUGUAACUGAGAUAUUUCUUCUGCUCAUUGGUGUUAUUGUAUUGUCAUCCAUUGUUGAACCUUGGUUAAUUGUCCCAUCUGUUGUUCUAAUAGUUAUAUUCUACUUUGUCAGAGUUAUUUACAUCAAGACGAGUAGAUGCGUAAAACGAAUAGAAGCAAUAACUAAGAGUCCUAUGCUGAGCCAUCUGACUGCGACCGUCAACGGACUAAGCACAGUUCGAGCCUUCUCUGCAGAAGAAAUGUUGAUCAAAGAGUUCGAUGAAUAUCAGGAUGUUCACAGUGCUGCCUGGUUCUUGUAUAUGGCUUCGAGCAAAUGCUUCGGAUUUUGGCUCGAUAUCAUUUGUAUUGUAUUCAUCGCAGUUGCAGUUUUCCUUUUACUUGUUUUCAGUAAAGAAAUGCAAGGAGGAGAUUUGGGUCUUGUAGUGACCCAAUACAUCGGCUUAAUAGGAACACUGCAAUGGGGCAUGAGGCAAUGGACAGAACUGGAGAACAAUAUGACCUCCGUAGAAAGAAUUCUGGAGUACACUAAAUUAGAGAGUGAACCGGAGAGAAAACAAGAGAAGCCCCUUGCUGCUAAUUGGGGAGAAAAAGGUCAAAUCGAAUUCAGAGAUGUGAAGUUGAGGUACAGCGAUAGCGAGCCGUAUGUACUGAAAGAUAUGAAUUUCCUGGUCCAGCCACGAGAGAAAAUCGGUAUCGUCGGAAGAACCGGUGCCGGGAAAUCAUCUACCAUAACUGCACUUUUUCAAUUAUAUCCUUUGGAAGGCACUGUGAUCAUUGAUGGAGAAGAUACCACGAAGAUGCCUUUGGAUACAGUGAGGUCGAAGAUAUCGAUUAUUCCACAAGAGCCGGUGCUGUUUUCAGGUUCCAUGCGUAAAAACCUGGACCCCUUCGAUCAAUACGACGACGAGGUGCUGUGGAACGCCCUGGACCAGGUGGAGCUCAAAGAGGUCAUCGAGGACCUUCCUGCCGGCCUGAAUACGGCCGUCUCGGAGGGUGGCGCCAACUUCAGCGUGGGCCAGCGACAACUGGUGUGCCUGGCACGGGCGUUGAUAAGGAAUAACAAGAUCCUGGUGCUAGACGAGGCCACGGCCAACGUGGAUCCGCACACUGACGCUCUAGUGCAGACCACGAUCAGGGAGAAGUUUGCCGAUUGCUCGGUUCUGACGAUCGCUCAUCGAUUACACACGGUGAUGGAUUCUGACAAAAUUCUAGUGAUGGACGCUGGUACUGUAGAGGAAUUUGAUCAUCCUCACAAUUUGCUACAGAAAGAAAACGGAAUAUUACGAAGUUUAGUCGAGGUAACCGGAUCAAUAACAUCUAAACAUUUAGCCAGCAUCGCUGAAGAGAACUAUCUGAAGAAGAAAAACAUAUAAGGACUUCCUCUCAACACUAUUGAUUGAGGAACAUACCUCGAUAAUUUACCUCAUCCAUCAUUUUAAAUAAAGCCUUCAAUGUACAUUGAUAUUUAAAUCUACUUAGUUUGACUGUGAUGUUUCAGUAGUUUCUAGUAGGUAGUUGAUUAUACAACCAAUUUGUAUGGCGUUCUACACCUUUUACAGUAUUUUACUGCACAUAUAACUUGUAAUUGUCAAAUAAUUAUUAGGAGUAAUAUUAAGAAUCUCUCUAUAGUCAGAGACGCAGUUUGAUUUUUUUAUGAAGACAAUUCUAUUAUAUGUAUAUUUCCUAUGAAUAUGAUGUCACUAUUCGUUUAAUAUCGGAUAGUUCAACUGGAUAUACGUAAUUUCAGUCAAUUUCGGGAUGUGACUAAAGCGAGUGUCAACACUAUCAAACAAGAUAAUGAAAGCUCAUUGAGUCUGAGGUAACAAUGUGAAAACAAUUCAAAAGCUGAGAAAUAGUUAUUUAUCUUUCCUCUAAAUGUUUUGAGAUUCCCUCUUCUUGUCUAUUGAUAAAGAUAUUAGUUUUAUUUCAAAAUAUACUGAAUUUUGAGCGCAGUCAUAUUUCGUAAAAAAUCAUUUGAUUUGUCUUAACUACAAGUAGGUGCCUACCUAUAUUGAAAUAACACUAAUACAUUUAAUCAUAUAGUAGAUCAUGUUAUUUGACCAGUUCCGUAUGUGAUUCUCAUAUUUUCAUGUUCGGACUUCGAGAAACCCAGGAACAUUUGUAGUGAAUAAACAGGAAUGAGAUGUAGUAUGGCUUCUCAUCAAAUAUGUACUUAAAAAACUUAAAAGGAUAUUUAAUGUUUUCCUCGCUUUUUAAAUAUUUCUCAACGUGUGAUACUCUGAACUAUACUUAUAAUGUCAAUAUAUGAAAUGAAUUAAAUAUAUAAGUGCCUAUAGUUGAAUAAAAGCGCCUACAUCCGAAUAUAAAAAAUCUUGAAGUUACUGAGCAUUCUGAAAUCAAUUUAUUUUUCUAAAUUCUAAAUAGAAAUCCUGGAUUAGAGUUGAAUUCUGUUGACGGGAUAUAUUAUGAAAAACUCAAAAUGAAUAUAAAUCAAGCAAUCCAUGCAUAAAUACCUUAUGAACUUUACUGAUUGCAAAAUUCAGUCACAUUAAAAAUAUUCUAGAAUUCCAAUAUAUAUUUUGUGGAAAUUUAUUAGUUUUGCCCUGAAAUUGAAUUCUCUUGCUUUGGUACUUGAUAAUUCAUCAAGAUAUCUCUUAUUUUCCUGCAAACAAAGAAAGAUAAAUGUGUUGCUGUCAUUUAUUUUUUUAUACCGAAUAUUUGAUUUAUCCCACCAAUCACCAUACCAUUAUUUCAUUGUAUGAUUUAGUUUGAUAACUAUAUAUCUAUACAAUGAAUGCAUUAUCCUUAUUAUUGUGACGAAUACAUUUCUAAAGAAGUUGUCGAGACAAAUAUUUGAAUUUCCAAAUAUUAUAA